Molecule: messenger RNA, 352 nt
Organism: Kickxella alabastrina
Lineage: Eukaryota; Fungi; Kickxellomycota; Kickxellomycetes; Kickxellales; Kickxellaceae
Exons: 2
Coding region: 77-352 (91 amino acids)
Biological process (GO): translation
Cellular component (GO): ribosome
Molecular function (GO): structural constituent of ribosome
Source: RefSeq, a predicted model, not a curated record
CUUCUUGCCUCAGCUGGGCAUUUUAAAUUUCUAUCUCUUGAGCUUGAUUGGACCAAAUUCAGUAUAUUUCAAUAAAAUGUUUGGCGGCAUAUUCAACACUCUGCAGACAGCCUCGCAGCGGCUGACUAUGGCGGCCUUUUCCCAGUCGAUUCUCAGCGGGCCCCAGGCGCAGGCAGUGCGCGGGCACGCCAAGCGGUGGAAGGCGAUCGCAAAGGGCCUCUACCAGCGGCGCCAAGCUGGCAUGCGGCACUUGAACCGCAGGCUCAGCCCAGAUGCGCGGCGCGGCAAGCACGCGCCGGUGGUGUGCACCGAGUUCCAGAGGCGGCAUCUCGAUCGCCUGCUGCCGUACUAG